Molecule: messenger RNA, 3090 nt
Organism: Saccharomyces eubayanus
Lineage: Eukaryota; Fungi; Ascomycota; Saccharomycetes; Saccharomycetales; Saccharomycetaceae
Gene: HAL9
Product: Hal9p
Exons: 1
Coding region: 1-3090 (1029 amino acids)
Biological process (GO): regulation of DNA-templated transcription; DNA-templated transcription
Molecular function (GO): DNA-binding transcription factor activity, RNA polymerase II-specific; zinc ion binding; DNA binding
Source: RefSeq, a predicted model, not a curated record
AUGGAAAACCAAAGUGGAGACUACAAUUCAAAUGGAUUUUCAAACUCGCCAAAUAAUUUGAAUGCAGUGUUCAACAACGAAGGUAUGGGUAGAAGUGACAUUACAAGCUUAAACCAUCAACAGAACCCAACACGCCUGGUUCCAGACACUCAAAUGUGGUCGAUGCCCGUGCAAGACCAACUAGUGCCGAUGCCUAGUAGAGAUAAUCAUAUUAUGUCGAACAAUACAACGGGCUCAAUGAACGUUGUCUAUCCCAGCACGAUGUACCCCCCAAUGGAUCAACAGUCUCAACUGCAAGCACAACAGCAACAGGACGUCAGCGUUAUGAUGGAACACACUAGUAGUAAUGAUUUGACUGCCUCUAGUAAAAAUCUAAAAAAACGCGUAUCAAAGGCCUGUGAUCAUUGUCGAAAGAGAAAAAUUAGAUGUGAUGAAGUGGACCCGCAAACUAACAAAUGUUCAAACUGUGUCAAAUUCCAAUCGGCUUGCACUUUUAAACAUCGUGACGAAAUACUAAGGAAAAAAAGAAAACUAGAGAUUAAACAAAAUUCGGACAAAUCACCUCAGGCUCAAAGUAACGGUCCCAAUCCUGUAAUUUCUUCUAUGCCAAACAGUACUGCUAAUGAAACGUUUGAACCCUUUAGUAGUAAUCCGUCCUUGGAAAAUGAUAUCGUCAAUAAAAUUUCUAAUGCUCAAAAUAACCUGAACCGAGACAUGAACUCAAAGAUAGAAAAAUUAGACAGGAAAAUGUCUCAUAUUAUUGACAGUAUGGCCAGAUUUGAGUGGUUAUUAGAUAAGGUGGUCAAAAAGCAAGAGGGUAAACAGAGGGAAAAUAGUAAUUCACCUAAACCUACAAGAAAGAUAUACUCCACAGCUCUAUUAACCUCUCAAAAACUUUACUGGUUCAAACAAAGUUUGGGACCCAAAGUUUCAGACGAGGAAUUCCUUUCUCCCAUUAGUGAAAUAUUAUGCAUAUCUUUGAAAUGGUAUGCUACUCAGAUGAAAAAAUUCAUGGACUUAUCAUCUCCAGCUUUCUUCUCCAGCGAAAUUGUUUUAUACUCAUUGCCUCCCAAGCAGCAAGCGAAAAGGCUUCUUGAAAACUUUCAUGCAACCUUGUUAUCUUCUGUAACAGGUAUAAUAUCGUUGAAAGAAUGCUUAGAUUUAGCAGAGAAAUACUAUGACGAGAGCGCCGAAAAGCUCACAUAUCCUGAACACUUAUUAUUGAACGUAUGUCUCUGUUCUGGUGCCUCAGCAACUCAAACAAUUACGCGAGGGGAUUCGAAGUAUUUAAGAAAGGACAGAUACGAUCCGACUUCUCAAGAGUUAAAAACAAUUGAAAAUGUCGCUUUAUUAAAUGCAAUGUAUUAUUAUCAUAAGCUAUCCACGAUCUGUUCAGGCACAAGAACAUUACAAGCCUUACUACUAUUGAACAGAUACUUCCAAGUCACGUAUGAUACCGAGUUGGCGAACAGUAUUUUAGGAACUGCAAUUCGAUUGGCAGUUGACAUGGAACUAAAUAGAAAUUCCUCUUAUAAAUCGUUAGAUUUUGAAGAAGCCAUAAAGAGAAGAAGUAUGUGGUGGCAUUGUUUUUGUACGGAUAAACUAUAUUCUUUGAUGUUAUCUAGACCUCCUAUUGUGGGAGAGCAAGAUAUGGAUAUGCUCACCGAUCAGAAUUAUUUUGAAGUGAUAAAGAAUAACAUUUUACCUACCGUUAUUCAUAAAAAGGAAGAUCUCGACAAAAUCAAUGAUGUGAAAUCUGCAUUGAAUGUAGUUGUAAAUUUCUGCCAGCAUAUAUCCCUUUUCAUAUCCUAUUAUGUUUCAAAGUUAGUUAAUAUUGAGAGUAGAAUAUAUUCUACUUGCUUCGCUGUUAGAAGUACUUUGGACCUUUCGUUUGAUGCAAUGCUUGACAAAAUUGUCRAACUCAACGAUUCCUUAAACAAUUGGAGGAAUGACUUACAUGUAAGUAUGAAACUCAAAAGUUAUAAGCAAUACCUAUCAGUACUAUACGCCCAAAAUUCUCAAGAAAACCCUGCUUUGAGUUUUGAGAUUGCGUGUUGCCGUGUUUUGCAUUGCCACUUUAGGUCACUCUAUUCCAUUGUUAUUUUGAGUAUGCUAACCACAUCGCUGCUUAUUGAUAACAAACUACUGUACAAAGAUUCGCGCCAUGAGAUUCCACAAAUAUUUGUACUAUUUUCAAAUCAGUACUUGAAUGCUAGCAAGGAGAUGUUAACGCUUUUUCAAGGCAUUGAUUACCAAGCACACAUGUACAAUGAGAUUAUGUAUCAAUUUGCCACCGCCGUGUUUGUCCUUUUUUUCUUUGUUGUGGACAAUAUAAACAAUCCAAAAAGAAAAGUUGAAGUGAAAGAAACCAUCGAUCUUUUGAAGAAAGCGUAUGAUCAUUUAGUGGGCGAAAAUGACGAGCAGUUGCUUUCUGAUAAUGUCAAAUGGAAUACUUUGAUAGUGUUUUACAGCCAUUUCUUGAAAUAUGUUCUGCAGCGCUAUCAUGAGAUUGACGUCUCCAUAGCCGAGUUUGAUCCCAAACUCUAUGAUGAGAUAACUGCGAAGGUUAUUACGCAUUCAAGAAAAGUAAAAGAUGAGACCGUGGAUCAACUGAUAACGAGUCUGAAAUCGUAUGGAUCCUUGCAUUCUUUACAAAAGGAUAACGACGUUGGUAUCACAAGUAACGAGUUGAAUACGAGUAACAUUAAUUCAGAUGAUCUCCCAGAAAGAGCUUCGAUAAAUUUGUUUGGUGAAUUAUCAGUCGAUAUAUUGAAGAUGUUGAAAUCACAUUCUCCAAUCUCACAUAUUGCAGAUUUAUCGCCUCUUAUGAAAAGUAAAGGGUUAGCGGAUGACUCUUCCCUCUACCCAAUUCGAUCCGACUCAAACAGUCCUGUUUACCCAAUCCAUAGCUCCGAUGUAUCUGAUUCCGGGGAUACAUUUUCUACAGACGCAGAGGUUUUGGACCAAGCCUCUGGUAACGAUGAUGAAGUGAUGAAAGAUUUUGAAUCUUUUAUUACAUUAUUACCGUUAGGAAAAUUAAUCUAUGAUAGAGACUAUUCUUUCGUAAAUACUUUUAUGGAUUACAAAUAG